Acaulospora colombiana is the source of this 241-nucleotide messenger RNA. Lineage: Eukaryota; Fungi; Glomeromycota; Glomeromycetes; Diversisporales; Acaulosporaceae. The record is from the annotation of a GenBank genome assembly.
AUGAAGGUGAAAGCCGACCGCGAUGAAUCAUCCCCCUACGCCGCAAUGUUGGCGGCUCAGGAUGUUGCUGCUAAGUGUAAAGAGUUAGGUAUCAACUCUUUGCAUAUCAAACUCCGUGCCACUGGUGGUAAUGGUACUAAAACUCCUGGACCUGGCGCUCAAUCAGCUUUAAGAGCUUUAGCCAGAGCUGGCAUGAGAAUUGGCAGAAUCGAGGAUGUUACGCCUAUUCCCACGGAUAGCA